Messenger RNA from Vigna angularis (adzuki bean), 674 nucleotides. RefSeq lists its product as uncharacterized. The coding region runs from base 45 to 536 and encodes 163 amino acids. The transcript has a single exon. NCBI's taxonomy places the organism in Eukaryota, Viridiplantae, Streptophyta, Magnoliopsida, Fabales, Fabaceae. The record is from RefSeq and is a predicted model, not a curated record.
UUCUCCAUAGCCUCAAGCCUAAACAUCUUGAGAAAUCUACAGCAAUGGCAAAGUUUCUUUUGGUGUGCUUUUGUUUAGCAAAUACCCUUUUGAGUCUAACCAAUGCUGCAAACCAACCUCAAAUUAAUUUUCAAUCUCCUUCAACAUUAUCUUCAAACCCUCCUGCUCAGAGUCCUGGUGACCAGAGAUCAGAGACAAUUGAACCCUCUAUUGGAAGGAAACUUGGUAAGCACCAACGUAACGAAAUCAGGUCCUCUGAUAGCAGAAGUCCUGCGCCGUCUGAAGCACCGAAAAGUGAAAAAAAUGUGCAAUCUGGUUCUGAAGGGAGCAUUGAAAGAACUUCUAUUGAAGCAGAAAAUGGAGUUUUGGGUUCUCAUCAUGGUCAGAUUCAUUUGACGAGGCAGCACCACCACUCAUUUGACAAGUCCAUAGCAGGAGCAGGAGUCAUUCUUGGAGGUCUUGCCACCACAUUCUUGGUGUCAGUUUUCUGCUAUAUAAGAGCUACUGAAAGGAACAAGCUAGAAACAACAGCUUAGAGCCCCAUCAAAGAACUUUUGUUUUCACUUUUUCUUCUACAUCAAUUCCUUGUCUCUGUAUAUGCAUAGUGUAAAUGGAGCUAAUGAAAAGAUUGAGAUUUGUUUGCAGGUUAAAUUUGUUCAAUUGAAAAAUUCAAG